AUGGGCACAGUAGCUGGUCUUGUUUUUGCCCUUCUCAUCAUUUUCCAAAUUUCUUCCUCUGUUAGUGCCCUGAGCUCAAACUACUACCACCAGACCUGCCCUAAACUUGAGUCUGCUGUUACUAAUGCUGUCAAGAAGGCAAUGAAGAACGACAAAACUGUUCCUGCUGCACUACUUCGGAUGCAAUUUCAUGACUGCUUUAUUAGAGGUUGUGAUGCUUCUGUACUCUUGGCAUCCAAGGGUAAGAACCAAGCAGAGAAAGAUGGGCCUCCUAACAUUUCAUUGCAUGCAUUUUAUGUCAUUGACAAUGCAAAGAAAGCAGUAGAAGCUUUGUGCCCUGGCGUGGUUUCUUGUGCUGAUAUUCUAGCUCUAGCAGCAAGAGAUGCAGUAGCUUUGUCUGGAGGUCCCACUUGGGAUGUGCCAAAAGGAAGAAAAGACGGAAGAAUUUCAAAGGCAAGUGAAACCAGGCAAUUACCAGCUCCAACCUUUAACAUUUCUCAAUUACAGCAAAGCUUCUCGCAAAGAGGUCUUUCUUUGAAGGAUCUAGUAGCUCUCUCAGGAGGUCACACUCUUGGAUUCGCUCAUUGUUCAUCAUUUCAGAACAGAAUCCACAACUUCAAUGCCACUCUUGACGUGGAUCCGACAUUGAACCCAUCUUUUGGAGCCAGUUUAAGGAAUGUCUGUCCAGCCCACAACAAGGUCAAAAAUGCAGGUGCUACAAUGGACUCUACAACGACCGCGUUUGACAAUGUUUACUACAAGUUGCUUCUCCAGGGACGGAGUCUUUUCUCUUCAGAUCAAGCUCUGCUCUCUACAGCAAAAACUAAGGCGUUGGUUUCUAAAUUUGCUUGCUCCCAAAAGAUGUUUGAAAAAGCUUUUGUUAAGUCCAUGAUCAAGAUGAGUAGCAUCAAUGGUGGACAAGAGAUUAGGCUAGACUGUAAAGUGAACAACCCAACUCAAGAACAAGUCCGAGAACUAAAACAAGCAGACGAGCAAAAGGAAGAAGAAGAUGAUGAAGAGCUGCAUAAGCUGCUUUUACCUGACGUUCGUGAUCUUCCUAUCAGUCCUCCUUCUUCUAUUCAAACCAAUUUCGUCUCCUAUUUCGCUCCGGAUUUUGUGAAGCCAGGAUACGACCAGUACGUUUAUAGACAUGCCAAUGGGCUGUGUGUGAUUGGUUUGGCUCCGACCCAUGUGGCUUUUAAGGAUGAAGGAGGAAUUACGGCUGUUGAUUUCAAUGUUGGCAAGUCUGAUCGUAGUGGCAUUAAGGUCACCGGAAAGCGAAAAAAGCAAACUGUUACUAACAAUAGAGAGCAUCUUUUGCAGAAUGCACAACACUUUGAGUCUAACACUGCUCUGUGUAAAGUUUGCACCCAGAAUGAGUCUUAUAUUGUCAGAUGUUGCGUUAAAGGCUCUCUGUUGGAAGUGAAUGAUAAACUAAUUAAACAGCCAGAUUUGCUUAACUCUGCAGCUGAGAGAGAAGGGUAUAUUGCUAUUAUCAUGCCAAAGCCAGCAGAUUGGCUGAAGGCCAAAGCUUCAAUGUUGGGCCUUGAAGAAUACGAGAAACUGAGAGAAGGGAGAUGA
Molecule: messenger RNA, 1581 nt
Organism: Dovyalis caffra
Lineage: Eukaryota; Viridiplantae; Streptophyta; Magnoliopsida; Malpighiales; Salicaceae
Source: the annotation of a GenBank genome assembly